UACACCGAUUAUAUUCAUUCCCCGAUGCUCCAUUGUUAAUUUUUCUCAUACUAAUUACCACAAUGUACGAAGAAAUUAAAAUCUGUCGCCGCUUUCGUCUGUUUGGGUUGAGUUAUCGGCGAAGCAACACGUGUUUCGCGCUUCUCACGAGAAAAACACCGUUAUGUUGAACACUUUGUGGCGAAAAUCAAAACAUUUUAUCGGAUAUCGUGCGAGUUUAUAGUUCGCUUGAAUUGUGUUUUUGUGGUCGCAGUCAUUGGUAGCGUGUUGAAUAUGGAUUCGUGCCUUGGACUUCAUUAUGGUUGAUUGUUCUUGGGGAUGUACCUCAUAAUCUACGAAGCAAAAAUGUUGGAAGUUCCUGAAGCAACAAGCGACAACAUAUCCGAGGCCAGUUUCGUGACAAGCAUAGAGGAGGCUGCACGGAUAGACCAAUGCACACAGACGCCACCCAGCGGCAAAGUGAAGGCUAAGCUGCAAAGAUUCAACACCAGUGAUCACAUCUACGACAGACAUAGGCCAUACAAAACAAAGCAAGAAGUGCGACCGAAGAGUUUGGGACUGUGCGACUCAUAUCCGUUCUUCGGGAAACCACCCAGCUAUGACGGGAGUCAUGUUAAAUUAAAGCCGACUACAGAAAGCCCGACAAUAUCAGUGACCGCUCCCCACAGUCUGGAAUACGAUUUUACCAAAGGCAGUAGCACACCCAAUGGUAGUAUAACGCCCAAUAUGGCCAGCAAAUCUGCGGCGACUGUACUGCUAAGCCCUGGUUACAUGCCUUGCCAGUGCAAUCAGUCCAUUAGAAGUGUAAGCGAAGUGGCCCUAGCGAUGCCUGGAAAUAACUGGAACGAUGAGGCGCUGGCGCCUGGGUCGCCAGACGGAUUGUCCUGGCGAAGACUACAUAUGUCCAGAGCAAAACUGAAAGCCACAGCCACGACGUCCGAAUUGUUGUCUGGUUUUGCAAUGGUAGCUAUGGUCGAACUACAAAUAAACGAACCGACCAACGUCCCAGAGUGGCUAUUCGUUAUGUUCGCGGUGUGUACUACAGUAUUAGUUGCUGUUCACAUCUUCGCUUUGAUGAUAUCCACGUAUCUUUUACCGAAUAUCGACGCAGUGAGCAAAAUGGAACCAGGGUGUCCAUCAAGGGCGCUUCGGGAGUCACCGCACGAACGAAUGAGGGGUUUCAUUGAGCUGGCUUGGGCGUUUAGUACUGUUUUAGGUCUCUUCCUAUUUCUGGUGGAAAUAGCAAUACUCUGCUGGGUUAAAUUCUGGGACUAUUCGUUCGCAGCCGCCACCGCAGCCACUGUUAUUGUUAUACCAGUUUUAAUAGUCUUCGUGGCAUUCGCGAUACACUUCUACCAUUCCCUGGUUGUGCAGAAAUGCGAAACCUCCGUCCAAGAUAUAAAACAGCUGGAAAAUAUGAAAAGAGACCUCGACACUGCCACUGUUAAGGUAAACAUGUACCCCUGAAGCCAUUUGUGAUUUUCGAGAUUUUUAGAAUGAUUUAAAAAACCUUUAAUUU
Pieris rapae (cabbage white) is the source of this 1519-nucleotide messenger RNA. RefSeq lists its product as uncharacterized. Gene Ontology annotation, cellular component: membrane. The record is from RefSeq and is a predicted model, not a curated record. Lineage: Eukaryota; Metazoa; Arthropoda; Insecta; Lepidoptera; Pieridae. Gene Ontology annotation, molecular function: store-operated calcium channel activity. The coding region runs from base 319 to 1467 and encodes 382 amino acids. The transcript has 8 exons. Gene Ontology annotation, biological process: store-operated calcium entry.